This is a messenger RNA of Styela clava, 1236 nucleotides long. Lineage: Eukaryota; Metazoa; Chordata; Ascidiacea; Stolidobranchia; Styelidae. The record is from RefSeq and is a predicted model, not a curated record.
UGGUUCACAUUAACAAGGAGAGAUUCUGAAUAUAAAUCAGAAGCUUGUUACAUCAAGUGUUGAGACAGGUCUUGUAUUUUGUCAGUUAGACUUUGUCUUUAUCUAUGUUAGUACUGUGUAAUGAAUGGAGUGAUUGAAGAAACAAAGCAAAGAGAAGUUCAAAGGAGUACUGAAGAUAAACUCAACAUGUGGAAACAUUCAAAUCUCUUCAAUUGCAAAUGGUUGUUUAUGCAGAUAAUUGCUUAUAGCAUCAAUUCCACUAUAUCAGCCCGAUGUACAGAAUGUUCAAAUACAAUACUUGGAACAGAGAGCAAGAAUAUCACAUAUGGACCAAGUAAUGAAUACAACUGCAACUGUGAUUGGACAAUACCAGAAGAUAUGGACACAGAUCAUGAAACUGCUGUUGUUCUGUUGUUAAAAAAAUUUUCAUUUCCGAGGACAACUGAUAGUGGAAGUACACACUGCUCUGGAGAAAUCAGAUUCCCGAGCACUGAUGGAUACAAAUGCGAUUUCCCAAGCAACUAUUGUCUUGCAUUUGCAACAGCAUCAAUCAUUUGCAACAUCAACAAAAUCAGAGAGAAAAUUCCAGAUGCAAACCACACCUGUGAUUCAAUCAUUCCAUGGAAUGAAGCUGGAGGAAGUCCAUAUAAGAUACAAUACAAUUCCAGAGGCUAUGCUGGUUACACAAAAUACUUCACAAUACAAUAUCUUGUAAUAGAUUGCAGACCAACAACCACACCUGCACUCACCACGAUAACUGAGCAAGCAACAGCAACUCAUCCAAAAAAUACAUCAUCUGAUAAAAUAUACUUUGACUCAACCACUGAAUCAACCAGAACAUCUGGCAAAACUCAAAGUCCUAUCAAAGACUGUGAAUGCAACAGCACUGAAACAUCACUGAUCAUUGCUAUUCCAGUAUCAGGAAUUGUGGGUUUGACCAUUGGAGUUUUGUUGACACUCGUAACACCAAAAUAUUGCAACAACAACGAAAAGAAACCAAAAUACAAAGAUUCAAUGGAAAUGGGAAGCAUUCAACAUCAGCAGCCAACUGUCCAUGAACGAACAACAUAUGAAAACUACACACCAACAGCAGAUGAAAGUGGAUAUGAAUAUCUGAAUCAAGUUGAAAAAAAGAAUGAACAAAGUGGAUAUAAAGUUCCGAAUUCAGUUGAUAACAAGAAUGAACAACAAUAUGAGAUUAUAACAACUGGAAAGGAAUAUCAAUAUGACAAUUGA